UAAACAAAAGCACACUCUUGCCCCACGUCGGCGCACAUUGCUAACUAUAACACUUUUUACGUAACGCUGUAAUUAAAACACACGUUUACAGUCAUGCCGAAAGCUAAGAAGUCCAGCAAAAGGAAGAAGUUUGAUUACAGUAAGAACCGGAAGAACCUGAAGAGGAAGUUUAUCAAGAAGGCCAACCCGAGGAUAGAAAAUAAAGAGAUUCGAGAAGCAUGGGACCAAAGGAAGUCCACAGCCAGGAACCUGAUGGAGAUGGGACUAGCAUUUGACCCAAACCGCAGUUUGCCCAUCAAGAAAGAGAGUGUCCUUGGUCUGAGAAAAGAGACGAAAGCUCCCGUCAAAAUUGUGACCAAGCCCUAUGUUCUCAACCGUCUGGAGGAGGAGGCCAGCCUGCGGGGGAAGGACACCAAGACGUUAUCCUCCGACCUGAUCGAGUAUGUUCAACACAUGAUCCGAGAACACAAGGAUAACUACAAGGCAAUGGCCCGUGACGAGAAGAACUACUAUCAGGACACGCCCAAACAGAUCAAGAGGAAAAUCAACGAGUACAAGCGCUGCCACCCGGAGCACUACGACUCCUUCAUCAGUUCUCUCGCCUCGCCUAAGCUGACCAUCCAGUGAGGACAUUGCAGACUCCACAAGUGAGAGGGGAAAAAACACAAACAUUUCUCGGAAUGCGAAACUUUUUCUCCUGGAUGAGACCGUUACCAAACUUGUCAGGAGAGACUGCCGGCGUCUGCUGCGGACGUUAGCUUGCCAGGAAAUCACAUCUUCCACAAGAGGACGCACAAAUCACAGUUGACCCACUUUGUGUUGGUUGUUGGGCCACAACAACAAAACAUCCAGUAAGCAAAAAAAAUACAGCAACCCUCAAGCGAUGCUUAAUCCUCGCUCAUUUGUCGCUAAUGACCAAAAAGUCUGCUUUUUUUUUUAAAAGAAGUACAAACAUGA
Molecule: messenger RNA, 957 nt
Organism: Dunckerocampus dactyliophorus (ringed pipefish)
Lineage: Eukaryota; Metazoa; Chordata; Actinopteri; Syngnathiformes; Syngnathidae
Gene: nop16
Product: NOP16 nucleolar protein homolog (yeast)
Exons: 5
Coding region: 94-627 (177 amino acids)
Biological process (GO): ribosomal large subunit biogenesis
Cellular component (GO): nucleolus
Source: RefSeq, a predicted model, not a curated record